CACGGGGCGCCCGCUCCACCGCUGCUCAGUUUGUGUUCCGGGUGAUGCUGUUCCUGCCUUCAAAGCGGUCGGGGGGUGGGGGGGGUUUCGUGUGUCAACAUCCAGGGUUUUCCCCGGGGAGGCGUAGCAUUAAUACCUGAUGUUGCCUUGAAACAGCCUUUUCUUUUCCUCAGACCGCGUUAGCAACCUGCUAAAGAGCAGAAGACGCACCUUUUCUCCCGCCGCUUUUACGUUAGCUGAUGUUAUUUUAAAGGAUGACAGAGUACGAUGUGCCAACAGCCUCUCCGCUAAUUUAAUAAUAUCUGGAGACGAGCUAGCUUAGCCAGCUGGCCUUGUAGUUUCGGUGAGACCAGGGAAACGCUGCGAAACGCUCCGCUGACAUGAUGUUUCCUCAAUCCAGGCACUCGGCGUCAUCCCAGUCCGGCCAACCUCUGAAGUUCACCACCUCCGACUCCUGUGACCGAAUCAAGGACGAGUUCCAGUUCCUCCAAGCACAGUAUCACAGUUUGAAGUUGGAGUGUGACAAGCUGGCCUCUGAGAAGUCGGAGAUGCAGCGCCACUACAUCAUGUAUUAUGAAAUGUCCUACGGGCUCAACAUUGAAAUGCACAAACAGGCUGAAAUAGUGAAAAGACUGAACGGGAUCUGCGCUCAGGUGCUGCCUUACCUGUCCCAGGAGCACCAACAGCAAGUCAUGGGUGCGAUAGAGAGGGCCAAGCAGGUCACGCCUCCUGAGAUGAACUCCAUCAUACGGCAACAGCUGCAGGUGCAGCACCUGUCCCAGCUGCAGGGCCUGACCCUGCCCGUGGCCCCGCUGCCCCUGGGCCUCACCCCGCCCUCCCUGCCUGCCGUCUCCUCCAGCUCAGGCCUGCUCUCCCUCUCCUCCAUCCUGGCCAACUACUCCCACAGCCAGCCGCAGGCAGCCAAGGAGGACAAGGCCAGGGACGCCGCGGAGAGGGCGCCCAGAGCAGAGGACGGAGACAAGUCCGACUAGUGAAGGCACGCCGAGGUCACCGGGCCGAGGGGAGGCGAUGCGUGGGUGGGUGGGGAAGGGGUGUAAGUGUUUAAAACGAAACGGAGAAACAGACUGUAAACGGGGGUUGAUGCAGGUCUCGUAGAGGAGAAGCCACAGGGAGGACGGAGCCGAACCGUUUGGAUCCUGAAACGCUUAAAACCCGAGAGGUAACGUCUGUUUCAUUUAGCGGUAAUAGACUCAGUCCAGACCUCAGACUUUUAAUAGUUUCUUUGUGUGUAAUCAGUUAUUAGGCCUAACAAAUAUAAAUGUUUGUUCCUUUUUCGGAGAGAGGGCUGAGUGAGAAACGAUAACGGCAGACUUUCUUCACUUCCUUCCCGCGGGUCUGGCAGCGACAGAAAGCAGAUUUAAAAUCCUCCGAGUUCAUUUGGACCUUUUGUUCUCCAUGUCGGUGAAACUAAAGUCAGUUUAUUCCAAAUAAAACUCCAGUCUGUUUGAUACGACUUUUGAAAGACAAACGUCUGACUCUGAAGUCGGUUGCUUAUCCCAGAUGAGCAAAAUCUGAUCCUAACUUUGAUCACAUUAGACAGACCGCCGCUUUUAUUUUACUGAGCUGGUCCUCUGGAGAGAAAAGGUUAACAUCGUAUUUUUAGGACCAGACUGAAGAGUGUCGCUCCCGACAAAUCCAUCAUGAGACGAAGCUUCCAGUAAAUCGUGACCCGCUCGGUGAAUUUCAGCUUUCUAUCAAAAACAUAAUCCUCCUCCAGUGCACAGCAGGAAUGGCUCCUUAUCCAACUACAUCAAAUUCACUGACUGGAAGGUUGCAGGUAAAGAAAAGGUGAUUAAAUUAGUUUUUCUCUCUCGCCGUCGAACGCAGACGUGAAGCUCAGACACCAGAAUACUCUCAUUUUUUUACUCCUUUUGGACUCGGAGUCCUUCCUGACUAGACUUUGAGUGAGUUGUGUGCAUGUCGCAUCAAUUCUGUGUUGAGUUUCUGUGCUCAGAGAACCAACCGCGCCGCCUGCCGGCACGUUGGAUCGGAUUUCAUUCGCUGGUGUAAAACUGUUUUUGCUUCUUUUUUCUUCGUCUCAUUUAAAUGCUUCAAGUUAUCAAAGCAGGUUUAAUACCAGAGAAAGACGAGCUGAGUAGAUGUUUGUUUUAUGCUAAUUUCGUUUAUUAAGGCGGGAUAAAGCUAUUUAAACCAACCUGUUCCUCUGAAAGCACAUCAUUGUUUUCUUUUUUUUUCUAUCAAGUGUUGCGAUAUCCGAGUCUUUUCUUUACCUUUGCUCUAAAAUCUUAGACAUGAUUUUGUAACCCUUUCCUGACUGGAUGUCGAUGAGUUUUCCACGGUUUGGGGCAUACAGUGUUGCUGUUUGCGAUCUUUCAGCUCACCUGUGUUGUUAAACAGAAUCUCUUGAAGCGUUUCUUUAUCCUACAGGUGUGGCAAUCAUCACUUUGGGGAGUGGCUGGUGAAAUACAACCAGAAAAAUGCGGCUCGGUUCAUUAUUUAAUUCACGAUUCAUCAAAAACGUCAAAUAUAUUUUCAUUGGAUCAGGUUGAUUUAGUGUGUUUUUUUUAAUAAACGUAAUUCAUUUCUAAUUAUUAGGAGUAUCUCUGACAGUUUUAAAUUUCUUCAAAUAGCACCAUGGUUGGAUUUUAAUUUUCUUGUUCGACAGCAGAGGGCAGCAUUGCUCUCUAUUCCAGGAUGAAAAGAAAGAAAAGUUUUUAUUUUUAUUUUUUCCUCCCCCUGAUCUGCAUUUCCUGCUUGCUUUCACUCCUUUUACUCGAAUUACAUGAACACCUGAGAUCAGCAUUAAAAACUUUACCCUCUUUAUCUUAAUUUGAAGCACUUAAGAUUUGUAUCAGUCCUGUUCUGCUUUUCUUCUGGCUGCUGGAGAAGUUAAAAGAUUUAAGAAAAAAAAAAAAAAAAAAUAGAGAGAGUCUCUUGGUGAGAUUUAACUUUGACACAUUUACGAGCUCGCUCUCCUAAAACCCCCUUUUGGCAAAACUCAGACAUGUGAAUAGUUUGUGCGUUUGUUUUGCUGUGAAGGGCCAAUUUGUAUACAUACGGAUAUAUCAAUAUACAUAUUUUUUAAAGCAUUUUUGUAUGUUUCAAAGCUGCUUUUUAAUGUGUGUGUGUGUGUAUAUCAUAAAAAGACCUUGGUGUCGUAUGUGUGCGCGCAUUACAUGCAUAGAGGCGCAAUGUUGUAUAACAUGGUUUUUUGUUGUUGUUUAAUUUCCUUCUUCUCAUUGUCUUGUAACAUUAAUUCUAGUUUUCUACAUGUUUCUUUCUUUUUCUGUGCAAACAAACAAAAAAACCCUGUUUAAAUGUGUCAAGAAACACAUUUUAAAAAUACUCGGGACAGAAAAAAAAUGAUGUAAGCAAGCAGCUUGUACUUAAGAAUGAAUCAACCUUUUAGCAGUAAGGAAGCUUCUCUGGUGCCUUACAAAUAAAAGAUGUGAUUAAGAGUG
This is a messenger RNA of Poecilia latipinna (sailfin molly), 3443 nucleotides long. RefSeq names its product amino-terminal enhancer of split-like. The record is from RefSeq and is a predicted model, not a curated record. Gene Ontology annotation, biological process: regulation of DNA-templated transcription; negative regulation of canonical Wnt signaling pathway. Gene Ontology annotation, molecular function: protein binding; transcription corepressor activity. The coding region runs from base 381 to 992 and encodes 203 amino acids. NCBI's taxonomy places the organism in Eukaryota, Metazoa, Chordata, Actinopteri, Cyprinodontiformes, Poeciliidae. Gene Ontology annotation, cellular component: transcription regulator complex; nucleus. The transcript is spliced from 7 exons.